AUGCCUCCAAAGCAACAAUUAUCUAAAGCUGCCAAAGCCGCUGCCGCCCUUGCUGGUGGUAAGAAAUCUAAGAAGAAGUGGUCCAAAAAGUCCAUGAAGGACAGAGCUCAACACGCUGUCAUCUUAGACCAAGAAAAAUACGACAGAAUCUUGAAAGAAGUUCCAACUUACAGAUACGUCUCUGUCUCUGUUUUGGUCGAUAGAUUAAAGAUCGGUGGUUCUUUAGCUAGAAUUGCUUUGAGACAUUUGGAAAAGGAAGGUAUCAUCAAGCCAAUCUCCAAGCACUCCAAGCAAGCUAUCUACACUAGAGCUACUGCUUCUGAAUAA
Molecule: messenger RNA, 327 nt
Organism: Saccharomyces kudriavzevii IFO 1802
Lineage: Eukaryota; Fungi; Ascomycota; Saccharomycetes; Saccharomycetales; Saccharomycetaceae
Gene: RPS25A
Product: 40S ribosomal protein eS25
Exons: 1
Coding region: 1-327 (108 amino acids)
Cellular component (GO): cytosolic small ribosomal subunit
Molecular function (GO): structural constituent of ribosome
Source: RefSeq, a predicted model, not a curated record